AACCCGCACCAAAGUCUACUCUUUGCUUAUAGAUUAGAAUAAAGACAAUUAGUACUCUCGACAUCAUUAAAGCUACAAAUAGGUUUAGUAAUUUUACCCGAAAGUGCGGUCUAUGUGCAAUUAAAAGUUUUAUUUUUUUUUUUCUUUAAAUAAUGACUAGCAGGAACAGAGAUUUUGGCAGGAAAUAUGUUAGUGGUGCGGAGGAGGAGAGAAAACGCAAAGCUACAGACAAAUUUAUUAAAACCCAAGAAGGUUCUAUGAAUAAAUUUCUGAAAGUAGAAUCUAUAAAUAAAGUAGAAAAUAAUCAAACCGAAGAAACGCCUGAUGUGAGUCAACAAGAUUCAUGUAAAAUAUAUGUCAAAACGAAUGAAAGUCAGGACUUUAAAAGUUAUGUUGAUUUGACACACUCAAGUACAAAAACUGACAUAAUAAAUACAGUGGAAGAUAAUACAAUUUAUGUUGAAGAUUAUAAACAACUUGAAGACAUCAGCACAUGGCCAAUACAUCUAACACAAUCUCAGACAAUAUUUUUAAUUGAAAAAGAUCUUGAAAGACAUUGCCUAGAUUAUUAUCCAAAAGAUAACACAAAUAGAUGCUUUUCUAAAAUAUAUUAUUGUAGAAAAAUGUGCAAUAAAGAGCUAGUUGAUAGGCCAUGGCUAACAUACUCGAAAGAGAAAAACCGAAUUUUUUGUUUUCCAUGGCUUGUUGAACUUCUGUCUCGGUACGAUCCUAUUUUGAUGGAACAUGUCAAUGAUGUAAAAGAUAAAAAGAUUAAGGCUCAUUACUCGAUCUUGAACUUGAUUUACAACAUUGUAGAGAACAAGGAUACGACAACGGAGCAAAUAUGA
Harpegnathos saltator (Jerdon's jumping ant) is the source of this 848-nucleotide messenger RNA. RefSeq names its product zinc finger MYM-type protein 5-like. NCBI's taxonomy places the organism in Eukaryota, Metazoa, Arthropoda, Insecta, Hymenoptera, Formicidae. The record is from RefSeq and is a predicted model, not a curated record. The coding region runs from base 153 to 848 and encodes 231 amino acids. The transcript has 4 exons.